This is a messenger RNA of Dromiciops gliroides (monito del monte), 10082 nucleotides long. RefSeq names its product Ral GTPase activating protein catalytic subunit alpha 2 (gene RALGAPA2). Lineage: Eukaryota; Metazoa; Chordata; Mammalia; Microbiotheria; Microbiotheriidae. Gene Ontology annotation, molecular function: GTPase activator activity. Gene Ontology annotation, cellular component: nucleus; cytoplasm. The record is from RefSeq and is a predicted model, not a curated record. Gene Ontology annotation, biological process: regulation of small GTPase mediated signal transduction; positive regulation of GTPase activity.
CUCGGUGUGGAAGACGGUCCCAGGGCUCAGUUCAAUGAAGGACUACAUUUCCCAGGAGGGCAUGCGGCACGUGCUAGCGGAGGCGGCUACCUUCCCCCGAGGCUCGGUGCUCGGGCGCCCGCGGCGGAUGUUCUCCCGGAGGAGCCACGGGGAUGUCAAGAAAUCGACCCAGAAAGUGCUGGACCCGAAGAAGGACGUGCUGACCCGCCUGAAACACCUCCGAGCGCUUCUAGAUAUUGUAGAUCCGAGUGAACUGAAAUAUUUUUUUGAAACGAAUUAUUCUCAAAUAUAUUUCAUCUUCUAUGAAAAUUUCAUAACACUGGAAAAUAGCUUAAAAUUAAAAGGAAAUAAUAAGUCCCAACGGGAGGAGCUGGACUCUAUCCUCUUUCUUUUUGAAAAAAUCUUACAGCUACUACCUGAAAGGAUUUUCUUUCGAUGGCAUUAUCACAGUAUAGGAUCGACUCUAAAGAAGCUUUUGCACACUGGAAAUUCUAUUAAGAUAAGAUGUGAAGGAAUUCGGCUGUAUCUUCUAUGGCUUCAGGCACUUCAGACAAAUUGUGCAGAAGAGCAGGUGCUAAUUUUUGCCUGCCUCGUACCUGGAUUUCCAGCAAUUAUGUCAUCAAGAGGUCCCUGUACACUUGACACACUUAUAAAUCCUACUCCUUUUUCAUCUGAUACAAAGAUACAUCCUGAAGAAAUAACCCCACUCUUGCCAGCUGUAUCAGGUGAAAAAAUUGGGGAGGACCAAACCUGCUUUUUUCUUCAAGUAUUAUUGAGAUAUAUGGUUAUUCAGGCUGCAAGCUUGGAAUGGAAGAAUAAGGAGAACCAAGACACUGGGUUUAAAUUUCUCUUUACUUUGUUUCGAAAGUAUUAUCUACCCCAUUUGUUUCCAUCAUUUACAAAAUUAACAAACCUCUACAAGCCUGUCCUAGACAUCCCCCAUUCAAGACCAAAACCAUUAUAUGUUACUGCAACUCGAAACAAUGAAAAUACUUAUAGCACAAAAAUUCCAUAUAUGGCAGCCCGUGUUGCUUUUAUUAAGUGGAUUGUAACAUUCUUUCUGGAAAAGAAAUACCUAACUACAGCUCAGAACACUAAAAAUGGAGGAGAAGUAUUGCCUAAAAUCAUCCAGAAUGUUGGUGUAAUGGUGCAAGAGAAAACCUCUGAGUUAGAAGUUAGUGGGCCAUCUGAACAGGACAAAAAUCAUUCUAAUAGCAGUACUUUGUCGGAUCGAAGACUCAGCAAUUCCAGCCUUUGUAGCAUUGAAGAAGAGCAUCGAACUGUGUAUGAAAUGGUUCAGCGAAUUCUCUUAUCCACUCGAGGUUAUGUCAAUUUUAUCAAUGAAAUAUUUCGUCAGGCAUUUUUGUUGCCAUCCUGUGACAUAUCUGUAACAAGAAAAGUGGUCAAAGUAUAUAGAAAGUGGAUACUACAGGACAAACCUUUGUUCAUGGAGGAACCUGAUAAAAAAGAUAUUACCCAAGAUGAUGAUGCACAUUUGGGAUUUUCAGUGACAGAGACAGAUAAUAAGCAGGCCACAACUGAACAUUCUGGUCACAAGCGAUCUUCAAGCUGGGGACGAACUUACUCCUUUACUAGUGCUGUUAGCAGAGGCUGUGUAUUAGAAGAUGAUAAUAAGAAUAUUAAAGCUGGAGUCCAAGCUACACUACAGGUAUUUUUGACAAAUUCUGCCAAUGUCUUUUUAUUGGAGCCAUGUGCUGAAGUUCCCAUGCUUUUAAAAGAGCAAGUUGAUGCCUGUAAAGCUGUUUUGAGUAUUUUUAGGCGCAUGAUAAUGGAACUUGCAAUGAACAAAAAGACAUGGGAGCAGAUGUUGCAAAUACUACUCAGGAUAACAGAAGCUGUCAUGCAGAAGCCAAAGGAUAACCAAAUAAAGGACUUGUUUGCCCAGAGCUUGGCAGGGUUACUGUUUAGGACACUUAUUGUGGCAUGGAUCAGGGCAAAUCUGUGCGUUUAUAUUUCUCGAGAACUUUGGGAUGAUUUUCUUAGUGUGCUGUCUUCACUUACUGACUGGGAAGAACUAAUAAAUGAAUGGGCCAAUAUCAUGGAUUCAUUAACAGCUGUAUUGGCCAGAACAGUUUAUGGAGUUGAAAUGACAAACCUCCCUUUGGAUAAAUUGAGUGAGCAAAAAGAAAAGAAGCAAAGAGGCAAAGGUUGUAUUUCAGAUUCACAGAAAGCCACUGUCGGGAGAUCAUUUUCUUUGAGUUGGAGAAGCCAUCCUGAUGUUACAGAACCAAUGAGAUUUAGGAGUGCUACUACAUCUGGAGCUCCAGGAGUUGAAAAAGCAAGGAAUAUAGUCUGUCAAAAAGCAACUGAAGUUGAAGAAUGUCAACAAUCAGAAAAUGUAAUGGGAGGUGAAUCUGGCUGCCUGUUGUUGGUUGGCCAGGAACAACAGAUACCUCGUAGCAGUAGUACUUCUGAUAUAACUGACCAGUUACAUUCUGAGUCUUAUCAAGGUAAAAAAAUAGAGAACUCACAGAAUUUAAGUUCAUCAGACCCCAGACAAAUUCAGGAAAAUAAAGGACAUUUAAAGAAAGAAAAUGAAGGACCAGCAGUUUUAGUGCGAAGAAGCAGCAGCCCAGCUGAAAUAGAUUUAAAAAGAUGAUUUGCAGCAGACAGAAGAAAAUGUAGAGAAAGACAAAGAGUAAGUGAAAGUGUUAGCAGUGACACAUCUCUUGGCUAUAAUAAUGAGGUAGAGAUAACAAUGAAUCCAUGGCAUCCAUUUGAAGAAGACCAAGAACUGAAUACACCAACUGAUGUUGCUGUGGAUUCAGAUGCUAGACAUUGGUUACAGCUGAGCCCCACAGAUGCCGCAAAUUUAACAGAUAGUAGUGAGUGCCUUGCUGAUGAUUGCAGUAUAAUUGCUGGUGGAAAUCUCGUAGGUUGGCAUCCAGAUUCUGCUGCUGUGCUGUGGAGGAGAAUCUUGGGAAUCCUUGGAGAUGUUAAUAACAUCCAGUCACCCAAAAUUCAUGCCAAAGUUUUUGGCUAUCUUUAUGAACUCUGGUAUAAACUAGCAAAGAUACGGGAUAAUCUAGCGAUAAGUUGGAUAACCAGACUUCUUCCAUCUCCUCCUGUCUUGAUCCCACCACUCCGAAUGUUUGCAUCAUGGCUUUUUCAGGCCACUACAUUGCCAGAUGAAUAUAAAGAAGGGAAACUGCAAGCAUACAGGCUAAUCUGUGCUUAUGAUGGACCAGACGCCAAGAUGUUUUUGCCAAACUCUGAUUUCCUAGUGCAUUUUUAUCUUGUUAUGCUCAUUGGCUUAACUAGUGAAGAUCAGGAUAUCUUAAAUACUGUUAUAAAGCAUUGUCCUUCCCGUUUUUUCUUCUUGGGUUUACCUGGCUUUACAAUGCUGAUAGGAGACUUCAUCACUGCUGCAUCCAGGGUUCUCAGUACAGACAUGUUGGCGGCCCCACGUUCCGAAGCUCACACCAUUCUGGGUUCUCUUGUUUGCUUUCCCAACAUUUAUCCAAAAAUUCCUUUACUUCAGUCAGUUCCUGAAAUUGAUGGAGUCAUCACUGGAUCUGAAGACAUCAAACAUUACCUCAUAAAUAUUUUACUGAAGAAUGCAACAGAUGAGCCAUGUGAAGGUGCAAGAUGUAUUUCUGUAUGCUGCCUCGGACUUUGGAUUUGUGAAGAGCUUGUUCAGUGUACAAACCAUCCAAAAGUAAAGGCCGCAAUCAAUGUUAUAGGUGUAACUUUAAAGUUUCCUAAUAAGGUAGUGGCACAGGUAGCUUGUGAUAUCCUUCAGUUGCUUGUGUCCUAUUGGGAGAAACUUCAGAAGUAUGACAACUCUCUGCCACGGAAAAUUACUGAAAUCCUUGUGGCCACAAUUGCAUUUCUUUUACCGAGUGCUGAAUAUUCUUCAGUAGAUACAGAUAAAAAGUUUAUUGUUUCUCUUUUACUCUGUUUAUUGGAUUGGUGCAUGGCAUUGCCAAUGAAAACCCUGAUGCAUCAAGUGUCUACUGUUCUUGAAGAUCAGCAUUCAUCGAGAGCCCCCUUACUCGAUUACAUUUAUAGGGUUUUGCACUGUUGUGUUUCUGGCUCAAGCACUUAUACCCAACAAAGUCACUACACGCUGACUCUGGCUGACCUUUCAUCUGCUGAUUAUGAUCCUUUUCUGCCACUGGCAAAUAUCCGGAAUUCUGAGCCUGUACAGUACCCUUCCUCAGCAGAAUUGGGAAACCUACUUACCGUUGCUGAAGAAAAACGGAGGAGGAGUUUGGAAUUAAUACCUCUGACUGCCCGUAUGGUGAUGACACAUCUAGUAAACCACUUGAGUCACUAUCCACUGAGUGGGGGCCCUGCCAUUCUUCACAGCCUUGUUAGUGAAAAUCAUGACAAUGCAUAUUUUGAGUCACCUGAGCUCUCUUCUGAAGUCUUCAGAAGUCCAAACCUACAGUUGUUUGUAUUUAAUGACAAUACCCUUAUGUCUUACCUUCAGAUUCCUGCAGAAAGAACAGAAGGGGGACCCUCAGGUGCCCUCUCUGAUGUCAGGCUUAUUGUGAGAGAUAUAUCUGGAAAGUAUUCUUGGGAUAGCAAAAUAUUAUAUGGACCUUUGGAAGGCUGCUUUGCACAGAACAAGAGGAAUAAUUCAUUUGUGCUUUCAGACAGUAGACAGCAGACAUUUGAACCUGAGAAAGAGUUAUCUCAAAUUGAAGAAGUAGAUGAUGUGCUUGACAAAUUACUUGAAAAUAUUGGCAAUGCAAGCCCUGAAUGUCUUUUACCAUCCCAGCUAAACCUUAAUGCUCCUUCAUCACCCCCAUUUGGAAUGAGUCAUUAUCAAGAAAAGGAGAUCAUCAAAGCAAUUUUGUUUCAGAAUGCCCAAGAAGAGGAAUAUGUACAUAGGUGCAGGUCUGAUGUUACAAUGAAAGUUCCCAAUCAAGAACAGCCAGUUCCUUCUGAACCACAAGGUCCAUUUUAUUUCUGUAGAUUACUGCUGAAUGACUUAGGAAUGAAUUCUUGGGACAGAAGAAAAAAUUUUCAUCUGCUGAAGAAAAAUUCUAAAUUGUUGAGAGAGUUAAAAAAUUUGGACUCACGUCAGUGCCGUGAAACUCACAAGAUUGCAGUAUUUUACAUUGCUGAAGGACAAGAAGACAAGUGCUCAAUACUGUCAAAUGCAAGGGGAAGCCAGGCAUAUGAAGACUUUGUUGCUGGGCUUGGUUGGGAGGUUGACCUUUCAACACACUGUGGAUUUAUGGGUGGCCUACAACGAAAUGGCAGCACGGGGCAAACUGCACCUUACUAUGCUACCUCUACUGUGGAAGUGAUUUUCCAUGUCUCCACUAGAAUGCCAUCUGAUUCAGAUGAUUCCCUCACCAAAAAGCUUCGUCACUUGGGAAAUGACGAGGUUCACAUCGUCUGGUCUGAACACACCAGGAACUACCGCAGGGGUAUUAUACCAACAGAUUUUGGAGAUGUUUUAAUUAUUAUUUAUCCAAUGAAGAAUCACAUGUUUUUCAUCGAGAUAAUGAAGAAACCAGAGAUUCCAUUUUUUGGGCCUUUGUUUGAUGGAGCAAUAGUGACUGCAAAACUGCUGCCAAGUCUCAUAUGUGCUACCUGCAUCAAUGCUAGCAGGGCUGUGAAGUCUCUCAUACCCCUCUACCAGAGUUUUUAUGAAGAACGGGCUCUGUAUCUUGAAGCAAUAAUCCAGAAUCACAGAGAAGUAAUGACAUUUGAGGAUUUCGCAGCUCAAGUCUUUUCUCCCUCUCCUAGUUACUCCCUCAGUGGAACGGAUAGCCUCACCACCAGUGUGAGCGCUGACCUUCCUGCUUCCAUGGGAGGAGAGGUGGCCAGUCAAACGUCUCCAUCACUUACCCGUGCCCCCAAACUGAAAGGCUCUGGGAAACUUCGUCGUUCUGCUAGUGCCCUCAGCAAAUCUUCAAAUUAAAGUACAUUAGAAACUGAGACAUCUCAAAGAAAAUGUUUGAGCUAACUCCAAAUAGGCAGUAUCAGCAAUUGUCUGAACUUCACAGGAUGAUUUUGUGCUAUAAAAUCACAGUUCCUUCCAAAGAAGAAAAGAAAAAUUCACCACCAAACAAGGUUCACUUCCCUCUCCCUUGUGCAUUAUUUGUGACUAGACUAGGAACAGCAAGUACAAGGAAUCCUAUGUGGCUUUUGAUGUGUAUCACAGGUAACAGGUUUUGUGUAACUCAAGUACUUUUUUCUUAUUUAUAAGCAGAAGCACAACUGUCAUAGGAAGAUAUAAAACAGGUAUUGAAGCAAAUUGUUUAUGGAACUGUCUUUGGUUGUAUUGAUUUCAUUAAUAAUGACUAUGAUAUUAGUAUUUGUGUUUUAGUUUAAAAAAAAAAAGCUUUCAUCAUCAUAGAAAACUGGCUUUCCCCAAGGGCUUUUCCUCAUGGCCCAGAAGUGAUUUCACUUCAGUUUGAUUCACUCACUUCACUACCUAGUCAGAUAUCAGGAUGUAAUUUUCCACCAGAUAUCCACUAGCACUGGAUAAGUUUAAAUGAUAAUCUGUAGAGCUUCCAGGUCGUAAUUGAGAGAUAUCGCAGCAUUGAAGAUUCAGCUUUCUGGGAUCACAGGUCAAGUCAAAUUAUAGCAAAUCCUCAUUCAUUGAUAAUCUUCCAUAAAGAAAAGGAUGAGCAGAACAGUAUUCACUAUAUCAAAAGCUGUUUAUUUGAACAGAUAGUUUAAAGUCUACAAUUUGAAUCUGUAACCUCUAUUACUUAACCAUUAUUCAAAACCUGGGUAAUCUGUUUUCAUGUAGAUUGUCAUUAUAACAGUAACUAACUAAGAUAUGACCAGCACUCUUGAAGGACUUGAGUUCUAACCCAUAGUAAAGCCUCAUUUGCUAAAAAUGCUUUUCUCUUUGUGCCCCAAGUCUUAACUUCAUCGUUCCCACCACUAUAACUAUAACCACAGAAGAAUUUCAACAUACAGAUUCCAUUUCUUCAGCCUCUUAAGAAGGGCACAACUAUAUACUGAGAGGCAAUGUUGUGCAUGAUUCUAUACUAGACAUUGUGGGGAUAAAAACCAUUAAGUAUCUAUAUAGAGCCCACUGUGUGCCAGGUGUGAGAUGCACUAUUGCAGAUGAAAGGCCAGAAACACACAAGAAAAAUUGCCUGGAGUUGACCCCACUUCUGAGUAAAUAAAUAAAUAUACUUUGUGGCCCCAAUCAUUACUUUAUUCUAAUUGGCUAAUGUCAGAGACCUACCAGCUAGCCACUGAGUUCAAUCCCUAGUUAUUAAAGCUUCAGGCUACACUAAGACUUUUGGGGCACCCAGUACAUUUACUUUUAAGAUCAUCUCCAAAGUGCAUAGCUCCCCAUUAGCUAACACUGAACUUUUUCAUAAACCAAGAGACGUAAACCCAAUCAGAGAAGGAUGAGGCAGGGAGAUAAGUGUGAGCAAGUCAGGACUGGCAGUUGAUGAUGAAUGUGAUGAAUGCUCAAGGUCACAGAAGAAAUCAGAUCAUGUGAAUGAUAUUAACUCUUCCUCUUUUCCUUUUUUCUUCUCUUCAUUUCCCUUUCUAGUUUCAUGUAGUUAUAUGAAAUACCUUCCUGACACCUUUCAUUUGAGGGUUACUAUGAAGGCCUGAAAAAAUGGUGUCUGUACAAUCAGUCUAUUCCUAUGUACACAGUCAUUUUGACCAUUCGGAUGGCGCUAACUUCAGACAAAACAGUAGAACCAGUUGUGUGUGUAGUCAGCCUCAAGCCCUUGCCUGACUUUCAAUAAUGCAUGUAAGCCUAGUUCGUCGGAAGUCAGGAAACCUCUAACUCACCCUUAGGAAGGGUUCAGACCUUCUAGUCCCUUUCUUUUCAGGUCACUGAACUGUGUCCCAUAAGGAUUUUAGGAAUUAGAAUUCUUUUCUAGUUCCUAGAGACAUGCCAUCCCCCCAAAAAGCAUUUGUAUAUUAGCUUGGACGUAGGCAGGUAGUUGGGGCAUUUCAAGGAGCAUAAGGGAAAAUUCAAUCACUUCAGAUUGUUUUUGUUUUGUAAACUAGUCUAUUUAUGUAAGUAUUCUCUGGCUCCUUAUCAUAGACAGUAUCAUGAAUAGUUGAUUUUCAAGGUUUUUUCCUGAUUAUGCCAGCAAAUACCUCAUCCCCAUUUGUUAUAUUUUAAAUCUGCACGACACAAUGGCAAACAGUCAUUUAAGCUUUUUUAUUAGUUUUGUUUUUUAAACAAUGUAGAAGAGCCUGACUAAUAGGCUAAGUAAACUUAUGGUUUCUCAAUUUGGAGUUGGCCCAGAGUUUGUUCAGAUAACUCUUUGAGGAACAUAAAAUCAUCAGGUGUCAUGAAGGCAUGUAAAAUAACUGGAUUUCUAAGAGAGGUGAUGAUGAUGCAUGUCAACAUAGAAGAGGCCAAAUUAAAGUCCCUUUAUUUCAUAAUGAUUAUGGUACAGCACCACAAGCUUGUGCCACUGUAUUUCAGGGCGCACUCUGUGCUACCCUUCCAAUUACAAAUUCUGACUGUCAAAAGCUUGUGACCAAGACCCUGCAGUUUGCUUCAGGGAUAGACACAAGCAUAUUUAGCUCAUGCUUUAUUUUCUGUGGCAAAAGGGGGGAGGGGCUAAUUUCAUCUACAAUUUUUAUGACCAAAAAUUACAAAGAAAAGAAAAUAGGUUCUUUCUAGAGAUGAUUUACAUGCUUGGUAACAGAUUUAAUUGGGAGGGUUUUUUUUGAGAAAAAUAAUUUUAUGUACAAAUGGACUAUAAUCAUUUUUACUAUUGGGUGGUUCGUUAUCUCACUUAGAAAAGCAAAUAUUGCACCUUCAUAAUAAAUGCCUUUCAGCAAAAUUGAGUUGAUAAUCAGUCAGCACACACCCCUAGGUACCAGUGCUGACAAAUCACAUUAGCAGGUCAACCAUCUGUGAAUUAAAGUGUCCCUAAUUAGACCUAAAUGUGAUAAGACUUGUUGGCUUUAAGACAGUGUUAGGUAUGCCGAGUUCUCCCUUGUCUGCAUGUUACUCUGAUGCUCUAUAGCUAAAAACUAAUGUAGCAAAAUCUCAUGGACUAUUUUUGUUCUGAAAAAUACUACUACUAAAAAGGGGGAGAAAUGAAACACCUAAACUAGACAAAAACAAGAAAAUUCAGCCAUAUCAAAUGACGAUCACAAGUGUCUUUAAAUGCAUGCACUCAAUGACACAGGACCUAGGAACUACAGGGUAAGGGUAGGGUUUGUAGCCUUAGAUUUGGUGGCUUGUGUUGAUUGGCCAAACCCUGAGCCUUAUUUUUUAAAAAUCAUGCAGAUUCAUAUAGCAAUGCAAAUAAUCUCUAGAUCUUUCCUCAGGUCUAAUUAAUCUGUUCUUCCUCCGAUGUUGAAUUUUUUUAUCAUGUAUAACAAUUUGAGGAAUACUUUAAAAUUUACUGUGACUUCUUAAUAAUUGUUUUUAUCUCUUCUGUACGUGAAACUAAAUUCCAUAUGGGACAAGCCAUUGUUUUUAGUUACAUCAAUAUCUCUGUAAGAUACAUACAUUAAGUGAAUGUUUUCUGUUUCCAUGUCUACAAUGUUUAGUGUGUGUGUAAAUAAGAAAAGGUAUUUGAUAAAUUCAGUAAAAAUUAAGUUAUAAUGUGUCAUCUGCUUUUGAUUUUGUUUUUCCUUUAUUUUACUAAAACCUAACAUCAAAGUUUAAAACUAGGUGACUUUCCAGUCAUGCAUUGGAUGUUACUACUCUUUAUGCAGACUUAUAUGGUACCUGCUUUUGUAGACAUUUCUUCAUACCAGGGCAAGAACUGCUGGCAAAGGCAGACCUGAUCCCUAAAAACAACAGAAAGAAAUGCUUCCUCUUAACUACUUCAGCUUGGCUUUGGAGUUGUUUCUCAUUUGUGAUAACAUGUUGAUAAAGUAAUUUAGAAGGGCUGCACUUGUGUCCUAUAUAUUUAAUUUAUUUACGUUUUGAUUAUUUGAUGUGAGGAUAUGGUGGUUAUUAGUCACUAAUAAAAACAAGUGUCAUAUUUAUGCAGGGUGAAGUAAUUCUAAUGAUAUUUUCCCCUAAUGAUGACCCAAAGGUUUACCUUCCAAAUUACACAAAUUCAGAAGUUACAUUAAUUAAAUUCUCUCUGUGUACAUGAAGUGUAGUGUUAAGAGCAAAAUAAAAGUUGAAUUCAUAGAAA